AUGCUUUUCAACCUUCUACCAUUGCUUGGUCUGAUUGUACCCCGCCACCGAGGCGGCAAGUACAUUCGAUCCGCCAUAUUUGCCCUCAACCUCGGUAUCGCCUUUCAGGUUCUUAAAAACCACCGCGCUCACCUGGGUGGUAAUGGCUACAUGUUUGGACUUAUUGCCGCAUGGUCACUUAUAUGGAGUGCCGGAAUUUUAGUAUUCACCGAUAUCGAGAAGGAUUUCCAGCGUAUUGAGCGAAUGACUGCGGCCGAGAGUGAAUCAACAAAGUUGGCGAUUGGGACUCGGGGUCCAUCUGGAAAUGUCCAGCCCGAGCCUUAUGGAAAGGACGCGAAGGUGGGGAAGUUUCACUGGCAGCCCUAUCCUCAUAAACUAUCCCAUCGUCUUGGGUGGUGCGCAGGUUUGCUCUUCAACUUGCGAGGACCCGAGUGGAACUGGCGGGCUCCUCAUCUAGGGCCACUUCCUCGGUCCAUUCAUUCCCAACUACAUGCUGGAUUCGGCUCCAAUAAACAUAGGUUCCAGGCAGUGGAUGAUUCUAAAUAUCUCAGCGCGAACCGUCGUCUUAAGCGCGCUUUCCGCACGUUUCUAAUAUCCUACCUGCUUCUUGACUGUUUGAAAGCCGUCAUGAUGCGGGACCCCUACUUUCGAGGAUCGACCAUUACCGACUCGCCACCGUUCCCGUUCUCCUAUUUUGAGCCAUUUCCCAUUCUUAUUCGUUUUUACCAUGUUUUUAUCAGCGCUAUGGGCGUUUACGUUGCCUUGAACUUUGUUACCUCAUUGAGCCCCAUCAUUUUCCUCGGGCUGUCUCGGGCUCUCCCCAACGCAUCCAGGAAAUUUAUGACAGUUCCGCUUGAUGCAUCUUGGCUCUAUGCAGACUCCUUUGGGCCUUUUCUUGAACCUCUUCUAGAUCAUGGACUUGCUGGCUGCUGGGGACGUUGGUGGCACCAACUCUUCCGCCAUGGUUUCACUAUGGCCGCUGGAUGGAUUUUGUCACUUCUUCCAAUCAAACUGGCACAAAAUGUGCAGUUGAAACGGAUGAUUCAUGUCGUGGUUGCGUUCUCGCUCAGUGGGUUCAUUCAUGCAUGUGGCAGCUAUACCCAGUUUACUGCUACCCGUCCCUUCUCCGGGCCAUUUCUGUUCUUUUUCAUGCAAAGCAUCGGAGUGAUCGGUGAAUAUAUUUUCAAGACAGCGGUUUUCCCUAAACUCCGGCUUCCUAAACUCCUGAAAGGUUUUCGGAGGGCUGGGAACGCAAUAUUUGUUAUAUCUUGGCUACUGUUUUCAGGGCCCCACAUAGCAGAUGACUUUGCCAGGGGUGGGCUGUGGUUAGUAGAGCCCAUUCCCUUCAGUCCACUCCGUGGAUUGGGACUUGCCGAAGUUUCGGGCUGGUGGUGCUGGGAAGGGGUGUGGUUUCAUCACUGGAGCGAUGGUACAUAUUGGGGCAGUGGAAUACGAGUGGUAUAG
Penicillium manginii is the source of this 1464-nucleotide messenger RNA. RefSeq names its product wax synthase family protein. NCBI's taxonomy places the organism in Eukaryota, Fungi, Ascomycota, Eurotiomycetes, Eurotiales, Aspergillaceae. The record is from RefSeq and is a predicted model, not a curated record. Bases 1 to 1464 code for a protein of 487 amino acids. The transcript has a single exon. Gene Ontology annotation, biological process: lipid metabolic process.